Messenger RNA from Periophthalmus magnuspinnatus, 3142 nucleotides. It is a transcript of the gene epn3b, whose product is annotated as epsin 3b. NCBI's taxonomy places the organism in Eukaryota, Metazoa, Chordata, Actinopteri, Gobiiformes, Gobiidae. Gene Ontology annotation, molecular function: clathrin binding; phospholipid binding. The transcript has 12 exons. The record is from RefSeq and is a predicted model, not a curated record. The coding region runs from base 420 to 2243 and encodes 607 amino acids. Gene Ontology annotation, cellular component: clathrin vesicle coat; plasma membrane; endosome. Gene Ontology annotation, biological process: endocytosis.
UCCCGGGCCGUGAGCGCGUGAGAGAGGGUUUGAGAGAGAGGGUCGUGUGGCUAUCCUUGUCCUAUGCGGAUAUUAGCACCGUUUGGCCGCGUGAGUAGCCCCCAUCUUUCGGAACAGGCCUGUUCCCGUUCCUAUACUCCAGAUUUACAGCGGUUGUAUUCACUAUAAAGCAGUGCAGGGAUAACUGGUAGUCCGCAGAGCCCAUAUCCCGGCGCGGGGAUGCUAAGCUGCUGGCGACGCUGAAGAAAGCUCGAAAGGAAGGAGCCGAGCGCUGAAGAUGCUCGGUGUACCGGGCAAGAUGGGUGAUGGCUGAGGGAUGUCCUUUAUCAUCCUGAGAAAGUUGAAGUUACUGUGUCGACCUCAGUUGCGGCUGGUCCGUGUUUGUUCUUCACUCCCUUUUCCCACUGACAUCGGUCGCCAUGACAACCUCUGCUCUGCGUCGACAGGUGAAGAAUAUUGUGCACAACUAUUCAGAGGCGGAGAUCAAGGUCCGGGAGGCCACGUCAAACGAUCCAUGGGGCCCGUCCUCCUCGCUCAUGUCAGAAAUCGCUGACCUGACCUUCAAUGUGGUAGCGUUUGCUGAGGUCAUGGGCAUGGUGUGGAAGCGGCUCAAUGACAGCGGGAAGAACUGGAGACAUGUGUACAAGGCCCUAACGUUACUGGAUUAUUUGUUGAAGACAGGAUCUGAAAGAGUAGCUCAGCAAUGUCGGGAAAAUGCAUUCACCAUACAGACUCUUCGAGACUUUCAGUACAUUGACCGUGAUGGUCGCGAUCAAGGGGCCAACGUGCGAGAAAAGGCCAGACAGUUGGUGUGUCUCCUGAAAGAUGAAGAGCGGCUGCGCCAGGAGCGGAGCCAAGCCUUGAAGACCAAAGAGAGGAUGGCAGGUGGAGGCAGUGGAGGGGGAGGCUCUGGGGGUGCAUACGGGGGCAUCCCUCCAUCCUACCACCCAGGCAGACGCACCAGCCAGCCCAGCAUGGCCGUCCUGUACGGAGAAGAGUUCAGCCGCUCCAGAGGCUCCCCUUCCUCCUUUAACUCAUCCUCCUCCUCUCCACGAGCUGCGUCAGACUUGGAGCAGGCCAGACCCCAGACCAGCGGAGAGGAGGAGCUGCAGCUACAGCUGGCUCUUGCAAUGAGUCGAGAGGAGAGCCAGAAGCUGUUCACUGCUGAAGUGAAAGCUGUGGUCCACCCGCAGGAACAGCGUUGUCGCCAAGGAGACGAGUCUCUUUUGCAGAAGGCCUUGGACGAGAGCCGCAGAGAGAGCCAGGCAGGGGCACAGGAGUCUGCCAUGUUGGACCUGGUUGACAUUUUUGGGCCCUCAUCAGAGGGCCCUCCUCCCUCCUCGGACCCAUGGAGCUCAAAACCAGUUGAUGAGCCCAACAGUGACCCCUGGAACUCUGUUGGAGCUCAUACUCAUACUGUAAGGGGCAGUCCUUGGACAGAACCCACACCCUCACGUUCCAAAUCAUCAAAUCCUUGGGCCCAAUGCUCCAGCCCAAGCACAGACCCCUGGGAAGCUCCGCCCCCCUCAUCGAGAGCGGUCAAUGAUGAGUGGCACAGCCCAUCUGAGAGUGACAAUGAUGUGGCAGGUCCAUUUAUAGCACAAAAUGAAGACGAGUCCAAACUAGAAUAUCCUCAAGUGAACUCUCCUCUGCCCGCCAGUCCCACAGAUGCAGAGCUGUUCAGUGCUAAGCCCAUCUCAGACCCCUUUGCAGGGGGAGAGUCAGAUCCAUUUGGGGCAGAGCCCUUGGCCAAACCUCAAAUCAAUGGAAGGGACACAGCCAGCCCAGAGAUGUUUAACUUGUCUCGACUGGGACCUCCUCUCAGCACCCCUGUGACGCGGAUGUGUAGGACCCCUGAGGCAUUCCUGGGCCCUACGGGUGCUUCACUGGUCAAUCUGGACACACUCAUUCCAUCAAACCCACCCACAAAGACGCACAACAACCCCUUCCUCUCAGGUUUGAGCAGUCCCUCACCCACAAACCCUUUCCACUGCGACCAGCCUCGCCUCACUCUGAACCAGAUGCGUCCAGCUUCGACGUCUCCACUACCGCCCCAUAUGCUCUCGUACAGUCCCUCUCUGCCUCUGCCGCUACACCACCAGCUCCCCGUUUUGCCCUCAUCGUUCACUCAACCUCCUGCAGCCAUCCUAGAAAUGCCCACGAACCUACCCCAACCCCUACUGCCUCUCUCCCCGCGGCAGGUCCCAUGCACACAGGCCCACAGCAACAACCCUUUCCUCUGAACUGUCUUGGAUAAACCAACCAUUUUAAUUUCAAACCUGAGUUGAUGUCAUGCAAAACUGACUAAUGUAUCAGUGGGUCUUUGAUACAAAAGACACAUCGGCUGCUAUGAACUGUAAACCUUUUGAAAACACAGGGUCUUUUCAAUGCCUUUACCCUGCCUGAGCUCGUCAUACCCACCCGUCCGUUACCUUCUGAAAGAUAUGACACUACCACACACUUGUGAUUGUCACCCUCUGUUGCUGCUUCACCGACACAAGCAUGAAUGCACCCUCCCCUCCCACGGAACUCUACACCUUUUACCCUCACCAACCGGAGAGUAACUUAAUUAUUUUAUUCCAACCAGACAAUUAGAAUAUAGAACGUUUUUAGCACAGCUGAAGUAUAUGGGUAAUGGUAGUGAAUCAACAGAACACUUCUCGGAUGAAUUAGUGACUCAGGUAGCCCUAUAUACUAUGAAUACAUAUUUAUGGUAAUCGCCUUGUUACUUUGCGUAAUGUCUGACUCAGAAUUAAAUAGUAUAGGCUCAGUUAUAGCUAGUUAGCUACAACAUGUUUAUGGUUGGAUAUCAGCCUCAACAAUUAUCUAAAUGAAAGUUGGUUUCACCCUGUAAUCUUCUGCUUACUAAUAGUUUCCAGCCCACCAGUUUGUCAAAAUUUUAAAUAAAGCAAGGGCAAUCAGUAACCAAAAAUGAAGUUGUAUACCUGCUGAGCAGAUGAAGCGAUGAGACCAUAAUGUUGGUGUUCUAAUGUGUGUUGUUUGGUUUGGACUCUUGGGCUGCACUGAACCUGGUAUGAAUGUGAAAUGCCUGCCAAUAAAAACAGGCCUCGUACAUAUGUAUUUAUCAGAGGAGUACCUAUUAAGUAUUAUAAAUAUCAAUAAAUAUAUGGUGUUUGCAAAA